This is a messenger RNA of Caenorhabditis remanei, 279 nucleotides long. RefSeq lists its product as uncharacterized. The coding region runs from base 1 to 279 and encodes 92 amino acids. The record is from RefSeq and is a predicted model, not a curated record. Lineage: Eukaryota; Metazoa; Nematoda; Chromadorea; Rhabditida; Rhabditidae. The transcript has 3 exons.
AUGACUACCGAAUACCUACCAGCCGCCGAAAUCGAGCAGGACGAGCGGCUGAGAAGAGAUCCGAGUGUAUUUCUGAAGGAGAUUAAUGAAAAAUUGGAGUUGCUGUUCAAGGAGAAAGGUCUCCACUACGGAAAUCCUCUCUCCGGGGCGGCUGGAGCCGCGGAGGCCGCCAAAAAGAGCCAGUCGGAGCACUGGCAAGAGAUCAAUGAAAAAUUGUUGGUGUUGCUGGGGAAGGAACCGCCCCCACCUGCAUCCCAAAGCCCUGUAGUCAUUUCUUAA